AUGCCUUUUACUAAUAAUGAGAGCCAUUUGUCAACUGUCAAUGAAAAUAUUUAUUCACAAGAAUUAGAACAACAUGAUGUCCGUAAUCGUACCUAUCCAUGGGGUAUAGAUCCAGCUGUAUAUCUUGAAGAAGCACAGCAACAAUUGUGUAUGAAUAAAUUUCUUACAUUACGAGAAUCUCUUACAACUAUGGCCCAAUCAUCAUCAUCAUUAAAUAAAGAACAAAAACACAACGACAUUUAUGAAAUUACAAAUAUAUUAGAAAAUUUAAAAACUAUGCGUGCUGUAUUAUUAGCAUUAGAUCAAUCUGAUACUGAUAGUGCUACACGAUUUGGAAAAGAAAUAGCUGCUAUUAUAACUGAUUUACUCUCACGUGUUGUUCAUCAAAUAGGUCAAACAAAUAUUCAUACACCAACAUUAGAAUCACUUAUUGCUUAUAUAAGAAGUUUAAUGCAUACAAGAUCAGAACAUAUGCGACAAACAAUACCUGGUCCAUUAUUAAUGGCAUGGUAUGAAUUAUCAAAUUUAAUGUCAUCAAUGCAACAUGAACCAGAAUUAAGAAUAACAAAUAAAAAAGCAAGACAAUUAAUCGAUAUUGCUCUUGAUACAGCUGCUUGGGCUUAUAGACAUAUAACGACAGAACGUUUAUCUAAUGAACAAAUUGGUUUUAAAGAUCGAAGUAGUAUGGCAUAUACUUAUGAAUGA
Molecule: messenger RNA, 705 nt
Organism: Rotaria sp. Silwood2
Lineage: Eukaryota; Metazoa; Rotifera; Eurotatoria; Philodinida; Philodinidae
Source: the annotation of a GenBank genome assembly